AUGACGCGGUGGAAACGACAGGGGUUUUCAAAACAGAAUAACAAAUACACAAAAAACUCAGAGAUCUUAAAAUCUCGGUGGAAGUGCGUCCGGGACGACCACAGUUAUUCACAGGCCGAUCAUCAUCAUCUUCCCCACACGGACAGCAAGGAAACUAAUUCCGAUCAAGUACCCCACACGUACAACGAUCGUGAAGUUCCCCAUACAGCUGGAUGCGAUGUGAUUGUUCAUUCAGAGAGUUCUGGUUAUCUAAAUGUUUAUAUUAGAUAUGAUUCUUCAUGGAGGGAAGGAAGGAGGGUGGUGGAGCUUGGGGUUCUGGCCGAUGGAUUGUCUGGCUGUAAACAGUGUGGAUUGCCACUUCAGUUGUCUCACACCCAAGGAAUACGCGAUUGUGGCUUAGGUAGCUUUCUUCAGGUUCGGUGUCGAAAUUUAUGGUGUGGACAUGUCAAUGUGAUUCCAACAGGAAAACGCCAUGCUCGCAUAUGGGAUGCUAAUACUAAGUUAGCUACAGGAAUGAUUCAUGCUGGCAUUGGCCCAGCUCAAGUAAAUGACCUUUUAACAUCUAUAAAUAUCCCUGCUAUAAGUACAAAGACCAUCCAGAAUAGACAAACAGAGACAGGGCUGGCCAUUGAAAAAGUUGCUGAGGACACCAUCCAACAGGUCUUACAAGAUGAAAUCCUAGCAACAGUUGAAACUGAAGGAGCUGAAGAAUUAACGGUAACCGUAGAUGCUGGAUGGCAGAAGAGGGGGAGUGGUCACUCAUUUGAUAGCUUUUCUGGACAUUGCUCAAUGAUUGGAGAACACACCGGGAAAGUAAUAGGGUAUGAAGUGCGUAGCAAGAUGUGCAGGAUAUGUGAGAGUGCUAAGAGGAAUGGGAAAGAAGCAAAGGAACAGGACUGUAGACAAAACUGGCAAGGAAGUUCUAAAUCUAUGGAGCCAAGUAUGGUUAUCAGCAUGGUAGAGAAAAAACAGGACAAAGGAAUAAAGGUGUCCACUGUUAUAGCUGAUGAUGACACCACCACCAUUUCUCGCUUGAAACAAAGUGUAAGCCCAAACAUUAAAAAAAAAUGCGACAAGAACCACAUUAGAAAAAAUUUUUCCUCAAGUCUAUAUGCUUUGCAGAAAAAACACAAGUCCUUAACUACAAAGGUAAUCCACUACCUUCAAAAGUGCUUCAAUUAUCUACUAGCACAAAACCAGGGAAACCCAAGAGGAAUAGAAAAGGCACUUGAUGCCCUCUGUAAUCACCCUUUUGGAAACCAUGAGUCAUGCAGCGAUUCCUGGUGUCAGCAUGUUAACAAUCCGAAGCAAAGGUACUCUUCCUUGCCUUAUGGAAAGCCCUUAAAAGACUCGGACCUUCAAGAUUCACUACAUUCAAUAUGCAACCAAUGGAAGCAGAACAGCUGUAAGAUCUCCAGUCUGGGAAGCACCCAACCAAAUGAGUCCUUCAAUAGGACUGUGUCACUGAAAGCUCCGAAAAACCACUACUUUAGCGGCUCAGCUAGCUUAAACUACAGAGUAGCAGCAUCUGUAGCAGAAAAAAACUCUGGAGCAUCUUAUCUUGUUGCUGUAAACAAAAAGAUCGGGUUAUCUCCUGGAAGGUUUACUAGGAAGUUGUGCUAUCUCAGGGAAUCCCAGUCCAGGAAGAGAAAGGCGAUCGCCAAAACUAAGGAGGCGAAGAGAAGAAGACGUGAGCUGAAGGCUAGGAGAUCCUUGUGUACAACUAGUAAAGAAAUUCAUGAAGGAUCCACAUAUGAAUCUGGAAUAGGGUUAGCUCCUCAACAAGCUAACAUCAUUACAGAAAUUCCAGUCCCACGCCCAAGACCACAGAUGGAAACAGUUGAUGUUGAAAAUCACACACUUAUCUUAUUUGAUUUAGAAACAACAGGAUUAGCUCGCACUUCUCAUAUUGUUCAGUUGGCAGCUGUACAGAAUGAGGAUAGAUUUUCUACAUACAUUAUUCCUAAGAAGUCCAUAACGCCAACAGCUUCUGAGAUAACAGGACUCUCUGUUAGGAAUGGAAAACUCUACCAUAACAACGAAGAAGUGACUGGCAUUUCUCUGAUGGCUGCAUUGGAUUCUUUCUUGAAAUUUCUCGAAAAGUAUAACAAUAUCAUUUUAGUUGGUCACAACAUUAAAGUGUUUGAUUGUCCAGUGCUUUUUAGAGCUCUUGAAUCAUGUUCUAUGUUAUCAAGAUUUUCAAGAAAAGUGAAGGGAUUUAUGGAUACAAAGCUUUUAUUUCGAAUAUCCCAUCCAAACCUGAGCUCUUAUAGCCAGCAAAAUCUUGCAGAAAGUCUUCUUGCAUGUUCAUAUGAAGCACAUAAUGCCCUUGAAGAUAUUUUAGUGUUGCAAAAGUUGCUAGAAUUAGUGAAUUUAUCAGAUGAUAAGCAUAAGUGUGCAACAUUUUCAUUUGAUUAUGCUAUGAAUGUACUAUCUUACCAAAAGGAAGUUGACAAAAAUUUUCCUUCCUUACAAAUUCUUGUUCAGAAAAAGGUGUUGAGUGUGUGUAUGGCUAAAAGAAUAGCUGGAAGUGGAUUAGAUUUUGAUAGUUUGAAACUAGCUUACUCUAGAGAUCAGAUUGGUAUCCAUGCAUUGUUUACUGAAGUGUGUAGCAACAGUUCUGUGAGGGUGACAAAGUCGAACAAAAUUAUUGAGGCUGUGAGCUCUUUUUUUCUGUCGUUAAAUGAAAGUUAAAUAUAUUAUAAUGUGCAAUGUCUUGAUUUAAAGA
Saccostrea echinata is the source of this 2728-nucleotide messenger RNA. RefSeq lists its product as uncharacterized. The record is from RefSeq and is a predicted model, not a curated record. Gene Ontology annotation, molecular function: nucleic acid binding; 3'-5'-DNA exonuclease activity. Gene Ontology annotation, biological process: DNA catabolic process. Gene Ontology annotation, cellular component: cytoplasm. Lineage: Eukaryota; Metazoa; Mollusca; Bivalvia; Ostreida; Ostreidae. The coding region runs from base 1 to 2694 and encodes 897 amino acids. The transcript has 10 exons.